AUGAGCCAUUGUAUAGAAUCAGCUUACAUUAUCGCGACGCUUAUUGGAUGCUUUAUCGCUGCAAGGCUUAUAAAUUUUAUUCUUGACUGGCAGCACAGAAAAAAGCUUGAAAAUGUGGGGAAAGCUAGAUUCGUGUGUGUUAGUGAAAGUUGGAUAGAAUGUAACGGCAGCAGUGAAAUUAAAUCGGAACAUGUGGAUGAAAAUGGAGCGAAAUCCGAGCAUGAAAAUGAAAAUGAAAUCAUAUCCGAAGAUCAUCGGCUUAAAAAGGAUUUAGGAAAUCAGGCUGUUCCAGAAAUUUCCACUAAAUCUAAUGAUCCUGAAAUUCGUGGUCGUUGUUUGAAAGGGAAAAAAAUAUGGAGAAUCGAGGGUACAAAAGUUGUUCUGAGAUUUUCCAGCAAAGAUCUAAAGAAUGAAAUAUUCCAACCACUUGACCAUUCUUUAAAUCUAAUUUCUAAAGUGGAGGAAAAUGUCGAAGUCAGUCGCAGAUCCAUGAAACGAGCACCAUUAUUUGGUCCAAAUGAUAUUAAAAAAGAAAAAAAUGAAUCAAAUAGACCUUUCGAAAGCAAGAAAGGUGCACGAUUAUUUGGCCCCAUCAAACAGAAAGAAACUCAGCCAAGUGGUGAUUUUGGAGAUAAGAAAAACAUACAGUUACAUCGCUCUGGUGACAAAAAACUGAAAAAAAUUGAAUUAAUUGACAAUUCUGAAGAUAAGGAUGGAGCACAAGGAGCACAAUUGUUCGGCCUCACCAAACAGAAAAAAGCGCAGCCAAGUGGUCAUUUUCGAAAUAAGAAUAGCAUACAAUUAAUUCGCCUUGAUCACAAGAACCAGAAAUUUGAGAUAUUCGACGAAUUUGAAGGCGAAAGGAUGAGAGUUAUGUCUAGUAUUAAUGAUAGUGGAAAGGAAAAAGCUGGAUUUACCGCUGAUUCUAAGGAAUGCAAUGAAAAUGCACCACCUCCUAGUCCUAUUGACAGCAAAGAGGAAAAAACUAAAGAAAUUAAGGAAGGCAUACAAUUGUUUGAUCCUAGUGGCACCAAAGAGAAAAAAACUGAAUCAACCAGCGAUUCUGAAAGCAAUAAAAAUAUAUCACCACCUAGUGCUAUUGAUAGGAAAGAGGAAAAAACAGAAGAAACUAAAAAAGGCACACCAUUAUUUGGUCCUAGUAGCGCCGAAGAGAAAAAAACUGAAUCAACCAGCGAAUUUGAGUGCAAUAAAAUUAUAUCACCACCUUGUCUUGUUGAUAGUAAGAAUGAAAAAACUGAAUUUUCGCCUGCCGAUUUUGAAGAUGUUAAUGAUAUGGAAGUUGAUUGCAGUAAAAGUUUUCAUAAAAAAGGAAAUACUCCGUUAACAAAAGUUAUGAGACUCUGCAAUGAACAAAUUACCGUAAACCUCGUUGAUAAUCUUCCUGGAGAAGAUGAUUUCAUUAAUAAACCUCAUAUUUCCAGUUAUAAUGUUGAAGAACGGCACAAAUGGCCACGUCGAGAAGUUGAGAAUAAGUGA
Messenger RNA from Dracunculus medinensis (Guinea worm), 1497 nucleotides. The record is from the annotation of a GenBank genome assembly. NCBI's taxonomy places the organism in Eukaryota, Metazoa, Nematoda, Chromadorea, Rhabditida, Dracunculidae.